Molecule: messenger RNA, 1191 nt
Organism: Volvox carteri f. nagariensis
Lineage: Eukaryota; Viridiplantae; Chlorophyta; Chlorophyceae; Chlamydomonadales; Volvocaceae
Exons: 10
Coding region: 1-1191 (396 amino acids)
Biological process (GO): TOR signaling
Cellular component (GO): cytosol
Source: RefSeq, a predicted model, not a curated record
AUGCCGAAUGCGCAAGAGACCUUUAGGAACGCGGGAUGGACAAUUCGGACAGUGACUGGUCCCAUUAUGGGUGAUAAAGAUAUGGACGAAUACCGGCGGAUAUUGUCGGCCAUGGUGCUGCCGGAGAUGGUCUUCGCCCAGAACCGUGUUGAACUUGUCCAUGAAGCAAGCGGAACGGUCAUAUCCUUCAACGCUCUGGAUGCACUCAAGGGGUGGAAGCAUGAGGACUUGCCGCCUCUUCAAGUCCGUGUGGCAGAGGCAAGUAUGCUGGCGCCAGCUGGCCGCCACCCACACUUCUGCCACACACUUUCGGGAAGAUCGCCCGCCACCGGGGAAUGCCGCCAACAAGAAUGGCGCAAGGCCCUUACACAAUCGGGGGCCUGUUAUCAGGAAACGGCCCUCUCGCCAGCAGUACCAGCCGACCCCGCUGGCGUGCGGGGCAUCCCGGACUUCGUCUGCGGAGCCGCCAGUACUGUAGCCCGGGGUAAAGACCCUGCACCUGCAACAACUCCUAGUGCUGCAGCUGUACCGUCCGUCGCAGAUGCCUCCUAUUCCACUGCUACAGCUCCGGAUGUGUCGGGCAAUGGGGCAGACAGCGUCGCUGACAGCGCGGGUGGCGUAGGCGUCUGCGUCCUAUGGCAAACCACUACGGACCAAAUCGACCGGGGCUUGCUCAUGGACCGAGAUCCUAUCCUGUUCUACGGCGAGGUGCCGCUGUACGAGUCCGACCUGGACGACAACGGCGUGUGCUCCCUGACGGUGAAGCUGCGUGUGAUGCCCCGCUGCUGGCUGGUGUUGCUGCGGCUGUGGGUGCGUGUGGAUGGAUCCAUGGUCCGGCUGAGGGAGACACGGCUGUUCUGCAGACAUGACAAGCCGGAGAAGCGGCUCGAAGUGCUGCAGCGGCUAGCCGGACAGCGGCAUGCGGACAUGGAUCGUGAUGGCCGGCCGCACACCCGGCACUAUCACUAUUAUCACCAUGUUUUUCCAAUAACGCCAAAGUCCGCCUCCUCUCCACCAACUCAUACCAAGCAGGAAGUCAAGCACUGCGAGGGUAGCUUUGCUGAGUUGCGCUCCAGAGGAGCCCCGGACGAAGGGCCGUCGUACGCCGAUGCGGACUCCGCGUCACAGGUGCUUCAGGCGGUGGCGCCCGUGGGGCUGAAACUGCUGCAGACUCGCAAACUGCAGCUCUAG